CCUCCCCCAACUCGCUACCCGUACCUCUGGAAGUACACAAAACUCCCCCUCACGAAGAACAACACAAAAAACAGUAACUCUACAAUCAACAUAUCGUCAUCAAACAUGUCAAGCAACACCACAGACAACAACAGCAACAACCAGGACAGCACGGACAAGUCCAAGUCCUCCGACUCGUCCACCUCCUCUACAAGCAUCAUCACAUCUGUUGGCGGCGGCCAGGCCCGUUUCCCUAGCGGCGGCGGCGGCAGUUUCAACAGGUUCUCGUGCAAGCGCAGAAUCACCCACAACUGUAACAAUGAUGUGUACUGCAACGGCCACGCCUGCGCCAUGUGUCCGGCCAAUCUGACAACCAACCAAAUCCCCCCCCCACUCCCCCCGCGCUUUGCACGCCGCAAUUACAGGUACAUUUAA
This is a messenger RNA of Parathielavia appendiculata, 414 nucleotides long. RefSeq lists its product as uncharacterized. The transcript has a single exon. Bases 106 to 414 code for a protein of 102 amino acids. NCBI's taxonomy places the organism in Eukaryota, Fungi, Ascomycota, Sordariomycetes, Sordariales, Chaetomiaceae. The record is from RefSeq and is a predicted model, not a curated record.